AUGUGGAAGCUGAAGAUCGCCGAGGGAGGAAGUCCGUGGUUGCGGACGACUAACGGUCACGUCGGGAGGCAGUUCUGGGAGUUCGACCCGAACGCGGUCGGGUCACCGGAAGAGUUAGAUGCGAUCGAGAAGGCGCGUGAGAAUUUCCGCCUUAAUCGGUUUGAAAAGAAGCACAGUGCCGAUCUUCUCAUGCGCAUUCAGUUUUCAAAGGAUAAUCCAAAUAUUGAAGUUCUGCCUCAAGUCAAAGUGAAAGAAAUACAAGACCUCACUGAAGAUAAUGUUGCCAAAACUUUGAGAAGAGCCAUCACUUUCUACUCAACUCUUCAGAGCCGCGAUGGACACUGGGCUGGGGAUUAUGGGGGCCCAAUGUUUCUCAUGCCUGGCUUGGUCAUCACGCUAUCUAUUACAGGUGCACUUAAUGCAGUAUUGUCCAAAGAGCAUAGGCUUGAGAUGUGUCGUUACCUUUACAAUCACCAAAACGCAGAUGGUGGGUGGGGUUUGCAUAUUGAGGGACCAAGCACUAUGUUUGGUUCAGUCUUAAAUUAUGUAACUCUGAGAUUGCUUGGUGAAGGACCUAAUGAUGGAGAUGGGGCAAUGGAGAAAGGGCGAAAGUGGAUUUUGGACCAUGGUGGUGCCACUGCAAUUACUUCCUGGGGCAAAAUGUGGCUCUCGGUACUUGGCGCAUAUGAAUGGUCUGGGAAUAAUCCUCUGCCCCCUGAAAUCUGGCUUUUGCCGUACGCUCUUCCUUUCCAUCCAGGAAGGAUGUGGUGCCACUGCAGGAUGGUUUAUCUACCUAUGUCCUAUUUGUAUGGAAAGAGGUUCGUUGGUCCAAUAACACCAACAGUUCUAGCUUUGAGGAAGGAGCUUUAUUCAGUUCCCUACCAUGAAAUAGACUGGAAUUCCGCACGCAACCAAUGUGCCAAGGAAGACCUCUACUACCCACACCCCCUUGUGCAGGAUGUAUUAUGGGCUUCUCUUCAUAAAGUUGUGGAGCCAAUUAUGCAAAAUUGGCCCGGGAAGAAGCUGAGAGAGAAAGCCCUUCGUGUAACAAUGGAGCACAUACACUAUGAGGAUGAAAAUACUCGCUAUAUUUGCAUAGGCCCUGUGAACAAGGUCUUAAACAUGCUUUGCUGUUGGGUAGAAGACCAAAAUUCAGAAGCCUUCAAAUUACACCUCCCUAGAAUCCAUGAUUAUCUCUGGAUUGCUGAAGAUGGCAUGAAAAUGCAGGGCUAUAAUGGAAGUCAAUUGUGGGACACUGCCUUUGCUGUUCAAGCAAUUCUUUCUGCAAAUCUUAAUGAAGAGUAUCUGCCCACAAUAAAGAAAGCACAUACAUUCAUAAAAAGUUCUCAGGUGCUAGAUGAUUGCCCGGGAGAUCUUAGUUUCUGGUAUCGCCACAUAUCAAAAGGUGCUUGGCCUUUUUCAACUGCAGACCACGGUUGGCCUAUAUCAGACUGCACGGCCGAGGGUUUAAAAGCUGCUCUCUUGUUGUCGAAAUUACCAACAGAGCUUGUGGGCGAGCCAUUGGAUGCAAAGAGAUUUUACGAUGCUGUAAAUGUCAUUAUCUCAUUGCAGAAUCCUGGUGGUGGCUUGGCUACUUAUGAACUUACAAGAUCCUAUGCUUGGCUGGAGAUGAUCAACCCUGCAGAAACUUUUGGUGACAUAGUCAUUGACUAUCCUUAUGUGGAGUGUACCUCGGCUGCAAUUCAAGCGUUGACAACAUUUAAGCAACUAUACCCUGGGCAUCGAAGAGAAGAAGUAGAACAAUGCAUAGAGAAGGCUGCUUUAUUUAUUGAAAAGAUUCAAGAAACAGAUGGCUCUUGGUAUGGCUCUUGGGGUGUUUGUUUCACUUAUGGACUGUGGUUUGGUGUAAAAGGUCUGGUGGCAGCUGGAAGAAAUUACGAUACUUGUCCUGCCAUCCGCAAGGCCUGUGAUUUCCUGUUGUCCAAACAGCUGCCUUCUGGUGGUUGGGGGGAGAGUUACCUUUCCUGUCAGAACAAGGUAUAUUCAAAUCUUCCAGGCAACAGAUCACAUGUGGUAAAUACUUCAUGGGCCAUUUUGGCACUCAUUACAGCUGGGCAGGUUUUGUACAUUGCCUAG
This is a messenger RNA of Oldenlandia corymbosa var. corymbosa, 2097 nucleotides long. The record is from the annotation of a GenBank genome assembly. Lineage: Eukaryota; Viridiplantae; Streptophyta; Magnoliopsida; Gentianales; Rubiaceae.